Oreochromis niloticus (Nile tilapia) is the source of this 1247-nucleotide messenger RNA. RefSeq names its product histone H2B 1/2. Bases 50 to 424 code for a protein of 124 amino acids. Gene Ontology annotation, cellular component: nucleosome. Gene Ontology annotation, molecular function: protein heterodimerization activity; DNA binding; structural constituent of chromatin. The record is from RefSeq and is a predicted model, not a curated record. The transcript is spliced from 2 exons. NCBI's taxonomy places the organism in Eukaryota, Metazoa, Chordata, Actinopteri, Cichliformes, Cichlidae.
CUCUGCGCUCCUGAGCUCAUUCUCUGCUGUGAGGUAGCGAAGAAAGAAAAUGCCUGAACCCGCCAAGUCCGCGCCCAAGAAGGGCUCCAAGAAAGCCGUGACUAAAACCGCCGGCAAGGGCGGCAAGAAGAAGAGAAAGACCAGGAAGGAGAGCUACGCCAUCUACGUGUACAAGGUGCUGAAGCAGGUGCACCCCGACACCGGCAUCUCCUCCAAGGCCAUGAGCAUCAUGAACUCGUUCGUCAACGACAUCUUCGAGCGCAUCGCCGCUGAGGCCUCCCGCCUGGCUCACUACAACAAGCGCUCCACCAUCACCUCCAGGGAGAUCCAGACCGCCGUGCGCCUGCUGCUGCCCGGUGAGCUGGCAAAGCACGCCGUGUCCGAGGGCACCAAGGCUGUGACCAAAUACACCAGCUCAAAGUAAACUGCAGCUCGACUGCACCCACCCAACGGCUCUUUUCAGAGCCACCCACCUCUGCUGAGGAGCACAUGUCCUGCUGUUAUACUCACUGGUCCUCCUAUAAACAAAAACACAUGUUUAAUAUGUGAAGUGAGGCACGUGUACAAUAGUUUUAAUAAACCGAACAGCACUGAAUAUGAAAGCGAUAACAGCUGUUAUCUCUAUGGUCAUUCAUUAUAUAAACACCCUUCGCCCUCCUCUUUCCUGUGGACCCGCAUUUCCGGAUACUUCAGCUGCGGAAACGACCAGUUUUCAUCUCCAGAUGUGGCUGAACAACGCAUCAUUACAGAGCAGAGGGCUGGUCAGCCACACCUGAGCUCCUUCACACUGCAGGGGGACAGGAAGACAAACCUUCAGCCUUGUGGUGAAGCUCACUGAGCCACGACCCUGCAUACUGUCAGUGUUCACUUCAGUCAUGGGAUACAAGCGGUGGAACAAAGCCCCGCGCAGAGAUGGGGAGAGGCGCACGUGCAUGCAGUGAUGUGUGGAAGGAACGUGAGCGAGGAGAAAAAGCACCUUUACCCAAACUAAAGAACAGAGAGCAGGUACAGGAAACACCUGUAUACAAGCUGUAGCUGUUAACUGUGAGCCUAAAUAUUCCAAACAGGUCACAGACAGGUGCAGACUGCUCGGGCAUUCCCAUGAUGCACUGGGUGUUUCUUCUUCACUCACUAUGUGUUAAUAGACCUCUCUGCAGUGAGUCAUACCUGUUAUUAAUCUCUCUCAUAUGGAGUCUAUACUUUAAUAAGAUGAAUAACUAACAGAUUAAUAAACAUGAACUUAAUUA